Messenger RNA from Prorocentrum cordatum, 426 nucleotides. The record is from the annotation of a GenBank genome assembly. Lineage: Eukaryota; Dinophyceae; Prorocentrales; Prorocentraceae.
AUGGCCAUCACUGAAGAAGGCCAGCCGCGUGUGCAACUGUGGGGGCCGUUGCUGUGUCAGUACCACGUCCAGAAGACGGUGAAGCGGGCCGAGCUCUGGGCCUUCCUGAAGACGCUCGAGGUGGUGCUGCCGCCGUGCAGGAUUUACACGGAACACAUGGGCAUCUUGGACGAUUUGGCGCCCGGAGUGCGCUGGUGUCUCAGCUGGAAGUGUCCGCAUGCUGAUCUACGGCGUAGGAUUUGGCAUACGCUGGUGGACCUAGGCCUGGGCAUCGACUGCGCGCAGCACGUUCAGACGCAUCGCUCCAAGAAGGCCAUCGGCCAGUUGAACGGCCUGGAGGGGCAGGUUGCGCAGGACAACGAGGCGGUGGACCCACUGGCAAAGGCGCCGAGGAGGGUUGCGGCUACAGCAAGCAGGGGGCCUUGA